AUGCAUUUGCUUUGCUUAUUUGCUCCAUUCAAUUUCAAUUGGCCAGCUUUUUGGGUUGCUGUGGCACUUUAUGUUGUUACUGGACUUUUUGGUAUCACUCUCUCUUUUCAUAGGAAUCUUUCUCAUAAGAGCUUUAAGCUUCCUAAAUGGCUUGAAUAUUUCUGUGCUUAUUGUGGAGUUCUUGCUCUCCAGGGAAAUCCAAUUGAUUGGGUGAGUACUCAUAGGUAUCACCACCAAUUUUGUGAUUCUGAUAAGGACCCUCAUAGCCCAAUUGAAGGAUUUUGGUUUAGUCAUAUGAGUUGGCUAUUUGAUACCAAAUCUAUUGUAGAAAGAUGUGGAGAUCCAACCAAUGUUGGUGAUUUAGAGAAACAAUCUUUUUAUAGAUUUAUAAGAAGCACUUACAUUGUGCAUCCAUUUGCUUUGGGAGCUUUUCUAUAUGCAAUUGGUGGAUUUCCUUUCCUUGUUUGGGGAAUGGGUGUGAGAAGUGUUUGGGUUUACCACAUUACUUGGUUUGUAAACUCGGCUUGCCAUGUUUGGGGGAGUCAGUCUUGGAACACAAGGGACCUAUCUAGAAAUAAUUGGUGGGUGGCUUUGCUUGCAUUUGGUGAAGGAUGGCACAAUAACCACCAUGCAUUUGAGUAUUCAGCUAGACAUGGUUUAGAGUGGUGGGAAAUAGACAUGACUUGGUACUUGGUCAAAUUUCUACAAGCUAUUGGUUUGGCAACUGAGGUUAAAGUACCAAGUGAAAGUCAAAAGCAGAGAAUGGCAUUGAACAAUAACGAUGUGGUAGCCACAUGA
Messenger RNA from Lathyrus sativus (Indian pea), 798 nucleotides. NCBI's taxonomy places the organism in Eukaryota, Viridiplantae, Streptophyta, Magnoliopsida, Fabales, Fabaceae. The record is from the annotation of a GenBank genome assembly.